Molecule: messenger RNA, 456 nt
Organism: Daucus carota subsp. sativus
Lineage: Eukaryota; Viridiplantae; Streptophyta; Magnoliopsida; Apiales; Apiaceae
Exons: 1
Coding region: 1-210 (69 amino acids)
Source: RefSeq, a predicted model, not a curated record
AUGACUGAUUGGGGACCUGUUGUGGUGGCAGUGGUGAUGUUCAUUGUGUUAUCGCCGGGGUUGCUGUUUCAGUUACCAGCAAGGAACAGGGUGAUGGAAUUUGGGAACAUGUACACCAGUGGGAUUUCCAUCUUGGUUCAUGCUGUCCUUUACUUUUGUAUUUAUACCAUCUUGAUUGUUGCCAUCGGAAUUCACAUACGUACUCAAUGAUCCGGUCAAUCACAACUAGAUAUUACAUCUAUUUCUGGUUCUUCCUUCCAACUGUGUUCAUUUUUGUUUUUUGUUUUGUCUCAACUUGUUGGUGACUAAAGUUUCGCUCCCAAUAGGCUUGUUAGUUGUUACUGUAAAACGGGGUAUUAUGGAUGCCAAACAAAAUCAUCCGCCAUGCUCUUGUUUACCUAAAUUUGUUGUUAAAGAGUUUAAUCAUAUUAUGAAAUUUGCAGACCAUCAUACUUA